Molecule: messenger RNA, 8531 nt
Organism: Ceratotherium simum simum (southern white rhinoceros)
Lineage: Eukaryota; Metazoa; Chordata; Mammalia; Perissodactyla; Rhinocerotidae
Gene: TNRC6A
Product: trinucleotide repeat containing adaptor 6A
Biological process (GO): positive regulation of nuclear-transcribed mRNA poly(A) tail shortening; miRNA-mediated post-transcriptional gene silencing
Cellular component (GO): nucleoplasm; P-body
Molecular function (GO): nucleic acid binding
Source: RefSeq, a predicted model, not a curated record
CGGCGCCCCCGGAAGGGGUUGCCGAGUGGGGCAUUCACUUCCGGUCUGGGGCCUGCGGCGGCUGUGGCGGCGGCGGCGGCGGCAGCGGCGGCGGCGGCGGCAGCGGGUCGGUGUAGAAAAUGGCGCUGGUGCAGCGGCUCGGGCCUCUCCCCGCGGCGCUGCGGAGGGCUUGAGGCUCGCGAGCCUCACUCGCCGCGCCCCACUUGCUCGUGCACUUUACACACAUGAGAGAAUUGGAAGCUAAAGCUACCAAAGACGUAGAAAGGAAUCUUAGCAGGGAUUUAGUGCAAGAAGAAGAACAGUUGAUGGAAGAAAAGAAAAAGAAAAAAGACGACAAGAAAAAGAAGGAAGCUGCUCAAAAGAAGGCCACUGAACAAAAAAUCAAAGUGCCAGAACAGAUAAAGCCCAGUGUAAGCCAGCCUCAGCCUGCCAACUCUAAUAACGGCACUUCCACAGCAACCAGCACUAAUAAUAAUGCCAAGCGAGCCACAGCCAACAAUCAGCAGCAGCAGCAGCAACAACAGCAGCAGCCACAGCAGCAGCAGCCGCAGCAGCCGCAGCAGCCGCAGCCGCAGCAGCAGCAGCAGCAGCAGCAGCAGCAGCCACAGGCCUUGCCUCGGUAUCCUCGUGAAGUACCACCACGAUUUCGCCACCAGGAACAUAAACAGCUGCUAAAGAGGGGUCAGCAUUUUCCUGUCAUAGCGGCAAACCUGGGAUCUGCUGUUAAAGUGUUAAGCAGCCAGUCAGAAAGCAGUGCUUUAACAAAUGAACAGCCACAAAAUAACGGAGAGGUGCAGAACAGCAAAAACCAGUCAGAUAUAAACCACAAUACUUCAGGAUCCCAUUAUGAAAAUUCACAGCGGGGACCUGUGUCUUCUACAAGUGACUCUAGCACAAACUGUAAGAAUGCUGUUGUAAACGACUCCCCAGAAAAAGAAGCAUGGCCCUCAGUCCCUGGCAGUGAUCCAGAGUUGGCUUCAGAAUGUAUGGAUGCUGAUUCUGUCUCCAGUUCUGAAUCAGAGAGAAACAUCACUAUCAUGGCUUCAGGGAGCACAGGUGGUGAAAAAGAUGGCCUUCGGAAUAGCACUGGACUUGGUUCCCAAAACAAGUUUGUCGUUGGUAGCAGCAGCAAUAAUGUGGGCCAUGGAAGUAGUACUGGGCCAUGGGGCUUUUCCCAUGGAGCCAUAAUAAGCACAUGUCAGGUCUCUGUGGAUGCUCCUGAAAACAAAUCAGAAGGUAGCAACAAUAGAAUGAAUGCUUGGGGCACUGUAAGUUCUUCAUCAAAUGGAGGGUUAAAUCCAAGCACUUUGAAUUCAGCUAGCAACCAUGGUGCCUGGCCAGUAUUAGAGAACAAUGGACUUGCCCUAAAAGGGCCUGUAGGGAGUGGUAGUUCUGGCAUCAAUAUUCAGUGCAGUACCAUAGGCCAGAUGCCUAACAAUCAGAGUAUUAACUCUAAAGUGGGUGGUUCUUCUGCCCAUGGUACCUGGGGAAGCCUUCAGGAAACUUGUGAAUCUGAAGUAAGUGGUACACAGAAGGUUUCAUUCAGUGGUCAACCUCAAAAUAUUACCACUGAAAUGACUGGACCAAAUAACACUACUAACUUUAUGACCUCUAGUUUACCAAACUCCGGUUCAGUACAGAAUAAUGAACUGCCUAGUAACACAGGGGCCUGGCGUGUGAGCACAAUGAAUCAUCCUCAGAUACAGGCUCCAUCGGUUAUAAAUGGCACUUCCCUUUCUCACCUUAGCAAUGGAGAGUCAAAAAGUGGAGGCUCUUACGGUACUACAUGGGGUGCCUAUGGUUCUAAUUACUCUGGAGACAAAUGUUCAAGCCCUAACGGCCAAGCUAAUGGUGACACUGUGAAUGCAACUCUAAUGCAGCCUGGCAUAAAUGGGCCUAUGGGCGCUAACUUUCAAGUUAACACAAAUAAAGGAGGAGGUGUGUGGGAGUCUGGGGCAGCAAAUUCCCAGAGUGCAUCAUGGGGAAGUGGAAAUGGUGCCAAUUCUGGAGGAAGCCGAAGAGGAUGGGGAGCUCCUGCACAAAACACUGGCACUAAUAUACCCAGCGUGGAGUGGAAUAAACUGCCUAGCAAUCAGCAUUCCAAUGACAGUGCAAAUGGCAAUGGUAAGAAGUUUACAAAUGGAUGGAAAUCUACUGAGGAAGAGGAUCAGGGUUCUGCCACAUCUCAGACAAAUGAGCAAAACAGUGUGUGGGCCAAAACAGGAGGUACGGUGGAGAGUGAAGGUAGUACAGAAAGCACUGGACGCCUCGAGGAAAAAGUAACUGGGGAAAAUCAAAGUAGAGAUCGAAGAAAAAUUGAUCAGCACACAUUACUCCAAAGCAUUGUGAACAGAACUGACUUAGAUCCACGUGUCCUGUCCAACUCUGGUUGGGGACAGACUCCUAUUAAGCAGAAUACUGCCUGGGAUACUGAAACAUCACCUAGAGGGGAAAGAAAGACUGACAAUGGGACAGAGGCCUGGGGAAGCUCUGCAACACAGACUCUUAACUCAGGGGCAUGUAUAGAUAAGACUAGCCCUAAUAGUACUGAUACCUCAUCUGUAUCGGGGUGGGGAGAUCCCAAACCUGCUCUGAGGUGGGGAGAUUCCAAAGGCUCAAACUGCCAGGGGGGAUGGGAAGAUGAUUCUGCUGCUACAGGAAUGGUCAAGAGCAAUCAGUGGGGGAAUUGCAAAGAAGAGAAGUCCGCAUGGAAUGAUUCGCAAAAGAACAAGCAGGGGUGGGGUGAUGGACAAAAGUCAAACCAAGGGUGGUCCGUUUCUGCCAGUGAUAACUGGGGAGAAACUUCGAGAAGUAACCAUUGGGGUGAAGCUAAUAAGAAAUCUAGCUCAGGAGGUAGUGACAGUGACAGGUCCGUUUCUGGUUGGAACGAACUUGGUAAAACUAGUUCUUUUACUUGGGGAAAUAACAUAAAUCCAAACAAUUCUUCAGGAUGGGAUGAAUCUUCUAAAUCUAAUCCUUCCCAGGGAUGGGGAGAUCCUCCAAAGUCUAAUCAGUCUCUAGGUUGGGGAGAUUCGUCAAAGCCAGUCAGUUCUCCAGACUGGAACAAGCAACAGGACAUUGUCGGAUCUUGGGGAAUCCCACCAGCUACAGGCAAACCUCCUGGUACGGGUUGGCUGGGAGGACCUAUACCAGCCCCAGCAAAAGAAGAAGAACCCACAGGCUGGGAGGAACCAUCCCCAGAAUCCAUACGUCGCAAAAUGGAGAUUGAUGAUGGAACUUCAGCUUGGGGAGAUCCAAGCAAAUACAACUACAAAAAUGUGAACAUGUGGAACAAAAACGUCCCAAAUGGCAGCAGCCGUUCAGACCAGCAAGCACAGGUACAUCAGUUGCUACCAUCUGCAAGUGCCAUCUCAAACAAAGAGGCAAGCAGUGGCACUGGCUGGGGUGAGCCCUGGGGGGAGCCUUCUACUCCAGCCACAACUGUGGAUAAUGGUACUUCAGCAUGGGGUAAACCCAUAGACAGUGGUCCCAGCUGGGGGGAACCCAUUGCUGCGGCAUCCAGCACAUCCACGUGGGGCUCCAGCUCUGUUGGUCCACAAGCAUUAAGCAAAUCUGGGCCAAAAUCUAUGCAAGAUGGCUGGUGUGGUGAUGAUAUGCCAUUGCCUGGAAAUCGCCCCACUGGCUGGGAGGAGGAAGAGGACGUAGAGAUUGGAAUGUGGAAUAGUAAUUCAUCUCAAGAGCUUAACUCGUCUUUAAAUUGGCCACCAUAUACAAAGAAAAUGUCAUCGAAGGGUCUGAGUGGCAAAAAAAGGAGAAGGGAAAGGGGAAUGAUGAAAGGUGGAAACAAACAAGAAGAAGGAUGGAUAAAUCCGUUUGUUAAACAGUUUUCAAAUAUCAGUUUUUCGAGAGACUCACCAGAAGAAAAUGUACAGAGCAAUAAGAUGGACCUUUCUGGAGGAAUGUUACAAGACAAACGAAUGGAGAUAGAUAAACAUAGCCUAAAUAUUGGUGAUUACAAUCGAACGGUUGGGAAAGGUCCUGGUUCUCGGCCUCAGAUUUCCAAAGAGUCUUCCAUGGAGCGCAGUCCUUAUUUUGAUAAGGAUGGCAUUGUAACAGAUGAAUCCCAAAACAUGCAGUUUAUGUCCAGUCAAAGCAUGAAGCUUCCCCCUUCAAAUAGUGCACUACCUAACCAGGCCCUUGGCUCCAUAGCAGGGCUGGGUAUGCAAAACUUGAAUUCUGUUAGACAGAAUGGCAAUCCCAGUAUGUUUGGUGUUGGAAACACAGCAGCACAACCCCGGGGCAUGCAGCAGCCUCCAGCACAACCUCUUAGUUCAUCUCAGCCUAAUCUCCGUGCUCAAGUGCCUCCUCCAUUACUCUCCCCUCAGGUUCCAGUUUCAUUGCUGAAGUAUGCACCAAACAACGGUGGCCUGAAUCCGCUCUUUGGCCCUCAACAGGUAGCCAUGCUGAACCAGCUAUCCCAACUAAACCAGCUUUCUCAGAUCUCCCAGUUACAGCGAUUGUUAGCGCAGCAGCAAAGGGCGCAGAGUCAGAGAAGCGUGCCUUCUGGGAACCGGCAGCAGCAAGACCAGCAGGGUCGACCUCUUAGUGUGCAGCAGCAAAUGAUGCAACAGUCCCGUCAACUUGAUCCAAACCUGUUGGUGAAACAACAGACUCCACCAUCUCAGCAGCAGUCACUCCAUCAGCCAGCCAUGAAAUCUUUCCUUGAAAAUGUCAUGCCCCACACUACACCUGAGCUGCAAAAAGGGCCAUCACCAAUAAAUGCUUUCAGCAGCUUCCCUAUAGGCUUGAACUCAAACUUGAAUGUAAAUAUGGAUAUGAACAGUAUUAAAGAGCCACAGUCAAGACUAAGGAAGUGGACUACAGUGGACAGCAUUUCUGCAAACACAUCUUUGGAUCAAAACUCCAGCAAACAUGGUGCUAUUUCAAGUGGUUUCAGGCUGGAAGAGUCUCCAUUUGUUCCCUAUGACUUUAUGAAUAGCAGUACUUCACCAGCCAGUCCUCCAGGUUCAAUAGGAGAUGGCUGGCCACGUGCCAAAUCGCCUAACGGCUCUAGCAGUGUUAAUUGGCCACCAGAAUUUCGCCCUGGUGAACCAUGGAAAGGUUAUCCAAACAUUGACCCUGAAACUGACCCUUACGUCACUCCUGGCAGUGUCAUAAACAAUCUUUCAAUUAAUACUGUGCGGGAAGUUGACCACCUCAGGGACAGGAACAGUGGGUCAUCCUCAUCCUUGAACACCACGCUGCCUUCAACUAGUGCCUGGUCAUCCAUUCGUGCCUCCAACUACAACGUUCCCCUCAGCAGUACAGCACAAAGCACUUCAGCCAGAAAUAGUGAUUCCAAAUUGACAUGGUCUCCUGGUUCAGUUACAAACACCUCUCUGGCUCAUGAGCUGUGGAAGGUCCCUUUGCCACCUAAAAACAUCACUGCUCCGUCCCGCCCACCUCCGGGACUGACUGGUCAGAAGCCACCCUUGUCUACGUGGGAUAAUUCUCCCCUUCGUGUAGGUGGAGGAUGGGGAAAUUCUGACGCCAGGUAUACCCCAGGUUCCAGCUGGGGUGAGAGCAGCUCAGGGAGAAUAACAAAUUGGCUUGUUCUAAAAAACCUUACACCUCAGAUUGAUGGCUCAACUCUGCGUACUCUGUGCAUGCAGCAUGGCCCACUGAUAACAUUCCACCUGAACCUCCCACAUGGAAAUGCUUUGGUCCGUUACAGUUCAAAAGAAGAGGUAGUGAAGGCACAAAAGUCUCUGCACAUGUGUGUAUUGGGGAACACUACUAUUCUUGCUGAGUUUGCCAGUGAAGAGGAGAUCAGUCGUUUCUUUGCACAAAGUCAGUCUCUGACCCCUUCUCCUGGCUGGCAGUCUCUUGGGUCCAGCCAGAGCCGGCUGGGCUCCCUCGACUGUUCCCACUCAUUCUCCAGCCGGACCGAUCUCAAUCACUGGAAUGGUGCUGGGCUGUCGGGAACUAACUGUGGAGACCUUCACGGCACUUCACUCUGGGGGACCCCACAUUAUUCCACAAGCCUCUGGGGUCCUCCAAGCAGCAGCGACCCCCGGGGAAUUAGCAGCCCAUCCCCCAUUAAUGCUUUUCUUUCUGUUGACCACCUGGGUGGGGGUGGAGAGUCCAUGUAACAGUGUAGGUGUCGACUCAUGAACUGUGACCUCAAGAUGCAAAAGAAAGGAGCACUAAGUUGGGCUCGCCGCCUGCAGCCAGGGGCCACCUGUGGGAACAGCUAUUCUCUGCACAUUUUCCACUUUGUUUUCCCUGAAACAUAUCAGUUUGAAUACUUGAAUCAUGCAGGCCAAUAUUAUAAUGUGAAAAGGUAUCUAUCUAUUUACACUCCCAAAUAGCGCCAUACAUGCUAAACCGUAUAGAACGAGCUCACUUGUGUAUAUUCAUCAUGUUUAGCCUUUGGGUUCCUUUUUUUUUUGUUUUUCCCCUCCUAUCUUCUUGCCCCUUUUUUUCUUUUCUUUCUUUUUUUUUUUUUUUUUUGCUAAACCAUUUUUUUUGGCUGAUAAUGUAUGAGCUUUUAACUUUGCACUGAAUGAUGUUCUCUCCGUCUAAUCGGCAAUAUGGGGGGGCAGCUGUUCCAGUGUAAAUGUUUACUCAAGGAUGUUCUUAAAAGGUGUGCGCUCUCUACUAUGCCUUGAUGUUUGCCUACCUUAUUGUGGUAUCGUGGAGUUUAAAAGAUCGAGUUAUGAUACUGACUUAGGACUAUAACUGAAAGUAUUGCACCAGUUUUUUCAUGUUAUAAAACUAAAGAAUUUUCGCUCUGCAGUUUGAAAAACUGUGGCCACAGCUGUGACUUGCAGCCCACCUGCCACCCAGGACGGGCCCUGCACUUUGAAUAGGCUUUCCAUUUUGUUUUGAAGGUUCCCACGUUGAACCUUCUUGUUUACAGAUUUUUUUGUUUGUUUUUUGAGAAAAAAAAAUGUUUACUCUUCCAUCAUUUAAAAAAAAUUUAAAAGACAAAAAAAAAAAAUGGAGGAUGACUUAAAAGAUGCUUUCUAUCUCUGGGAAAAAGGAGCAGCAUUUGGCCAUGUUCUUUUGUUUUUCUAUUCCUGUCCUAAAUCAAAGAGCAUGGUUCUCAGGAAAACCAGUUCCCCAGUAAAAAAAACUCCUUGUAGUUUCUUAUAGGAUAAAAAGAAAAACCCCAACUUUUAGCACUGAUACUACAUAUUGCUCUGUUAAAGAAUUUUCUCUGCCAAAAAAAAGAAAAAACAAAAAAAUGCUUGAAGCUGGAGUUUGACAUUCUGCUUUCAGAUGCUGUCUUUUUAUUAGUGAGUGAUGAUGGUUUGCUAAUAAUCAAUAGGUAAUAAUUUUUUGUAAUCCCAUCAAGUGGCUCUAUAUGUUUCUGCUCUCUUGUGACUGUGUUAAUGUUUAACUGUUGUACCUUAAAGCCGAAUUCAGUAACUAUGCAUACUGUAACCAAGGUAUUGGGCUUACAGAAUUGUUCGUUGUAUAAAGAAAAUUUUAAAUGUUGUUGCAAACUAACGAGUUACACCAUUUUUAAAAUUUCUUUCUCUCUUCCCCCCUUUUUUUGCCCACAAAAGGUAUUAUAAUGCUUGCUUAGUCAAAGAAGAGAGACUAAACAAGGGUAAAAAUUUUAACAGUACAGAAUUUGCCAUCAUUUCAUUGCCUUGAUUCUAACUGUUUGUGUCCUAAGAUGCAAAAGAAGUCAGUGGCUUUUAACUGUUUACAAAUAGAAUGUGAUUGUAAAAUGUACAGUUUGGUUGUGUUUGAAUUAUGAAAUUUCUUCAGAUAUAAUAAACCAUGACUUUUUGGCUGCUCAACAUCAAUUGUCUUUUUUGUGAAUUUAUUUGUACGCUCUUUUUUAUAAUGGAACUUUCAAAGUUGCUGUGUAUGAGGGUUCUCAUAGAGCAACUGAUUAGAAGUCUAAGCAAAUAUUUGAACAUUUUAUCUGAACUUAUCCACAAUUUCACCCUGAAAUAAUGUGAGAACAAUGGGAAACUGUAGCUUGCUCCUUCCUACCCUCUUUGAGCAUCUUUGGGAUCUUGUUGCUCAAAACUCUUCUGUGACUUCAUCUUCCCCACCAUUUGUGCCCAUCUCAAGCCUCAGCAAGAGACCAUUUGGAACAUGAAGCUUAAUGACUUGACAGUGUUCUAGUGUUAAACUCUCAUACCUCUGUUACAAAAUGAGAAAUGCCACAACCUGGACUGGCCUUUUUCUUCCCCCUUCACGGCCCUGACUCCUCACUGCAGGAGCUCUGGGGCAGAACCUGUGUGUGUCUUUCAGUGUAUGACUUCAAAUCAUGCUCCAACUUGCCAGGUGUAAGCUGAUGUUGUUGGACAGCUUAAUAUGAGCAGAUGUUGUUCAAUGCAUUCAAUGUACAUUGACUUCCAUACUGGUUUUUCCAAAAACCAAAGGUAGCUUUGAAAAACCACGUCUGGAAAUGUUUGGAACGUUAAGCUGAUUGACCUUUUGGGGCUUUGAGUAGUAUAUAAUUGACUUCUUAACUGCGUUAAUUGUAUUGUUAAAGUGUUUGGGAGUUUUUUGCGCUUGUUACGUGGAAAUAAAAUGUUUGAUUU